AUGAAUGAGGCACAACCAGCAUCACCAGGAAACAAUGAAGAAGCUGCCACAACUCAUCACAAGCUGAGGAACAAGCUCAGCAGUGACAACAAGUUACAAGUCUUGUUAUUCCUUCUCAACAGAGCAAAAGAAGGUAAGUUGCAAUAUGGCAGUAUGAAAUUAGCUGCAAUUCAGUUUAAUGUUGCAACAAAAACUGUUAGUCGCAUAUGGAAUACAGCAGAACAUUUUACAGAAACCAUGUUAAGGUGGAGUGUUGAGGGAAAAUUGCAUUUAUGUGGUAGGAAGAGGAUACAAAUCCAGUCAAGUGACAUAACAAAACUAUCAAUGGGGCAAAGAUCUUGCAUAAGAGAUCUCGCCACAUUGAUUGGUGUUUCAAAGAGCAAAAUCCAUAGAAUGGUUCAAAGGGGACUAAUUAGGCCACACACAAACCCAUUGCACCCUGGGUUGAAGGAAGCCAACAAAUUAACCAGGUUAGAAUGGAUCUUGAAGUUACUAAUGGGAGAUAAUCUUCUUACAAAGAGAAAAUAUUUCCCAAUGUAUGACUUUGUGCACUUGGAUGAGAAAUGGUUUUACUUGAGUAACAAAUCUCAAAGAGUGUAUUUAGCCAAAAAUGAAGAGAGUCAGUACAGAGCAGCCAGCAGCAGUAAGUUCAUACCCAAGGUAAUGUUCACAGCAGUGGUGGGGAGGCCAAGAUACAAUGAAGAAGACCAGUGCACUUUUGAUGGGAAAAUUGGCAUUUUCCCAUUCACUUACCAAGAGACAGCAAAGAGAUCAUCAAAAAACAGAGCAAGGGGAACUAUGGACACCAAGGUGGUGGAAUCAGUGAACCAGAGGGUCACUAGAACCAUGCUUAUUGAACAAAUCGUACCAGAUAUCAUAGCAAAAUGGCCACAGUAUGAUGGGGGGCCAAAAACAAUAUACAUCCAACAGGACAAUGCCAAAGCUCACAUAUCACAAGAAGAUCCACAAUGGCAAACAGUAUGUGAACAAGAUGGGUUCACUAUCAUUUUAAUCCAACAACCACCCAACAGUCCAGACUUGAACAUCCUAGACCUUGGAUUUUUCAGAUCCAUUCAAUCACUCAUGCACAAAAAGAUACCAAAGUCUAUUGACAGUUUGUUAGAGGCUGUCAACCAAGCUUAUAAUGAGCUAGACCAUACCACAUUAAGUAAUGUUUGGUUAUCUCUUCAAUAUGUUAUGAAUGAGAUAUUGAAAGUUGGUGGGGGGAACAAUUAUAAUGUUCCUCAUGUAAACAAGAAAAAACUGGAGAAAAAUGGCAUUUUAGAAGAACAAGUAACUACACCAAUGUGGGCAGUUGCUGAUGCAUGGGAAAGGGUGGUUAAUGGGGCUUCAAGCUCCAAUGCACAAGGAGAGUAG
Molecule: messenger RNA, 1377 nt
Organism: Beta vulgaris subsp. vulgaris (sugar beet)
Lineage: Eukaryota; Viridiplantae; Streptophyta; Magnoliopsida; Caryophyllales; Amaranthaceae
Exons: 1
Coding region: 1-1377 (458 amino acids)
Molecular function (GO): nucleic acid binding
Source: RefSeq, a predicted model, not a curated record